This is a messenger RNA of Gamsiella multidivaricata, 1554 nucleotides long. RefSeq lists its product as uncharacterized. Bases 1 to 1554 code for a protein of 517 amino acids. The transcript has a single exon. Lineage: Eukaryota; Fungi; Mortierellomycota; Mortierellomycetes; Mortierellales; Mortierellaceae. The record is from RefSeq and is a predicted model, not a curated record.
AUGGAUGUUGAUCAGCAAGCACAGUCUAUACCUUCGAACGCGGCCAGCGAGGACCAAGUUAUGCAAGAGCCCGAGGCACAUUCAGUGUCACAACCCGCGCCAAGUCAAGAACAAGAGUCUGCAUCAGAAUCAAGUUCACUUGUCCCGGCACUAGGAGCAUCGGUGGAGUCGGCACCCCUUCCAGAGAUCGAAAUGAACCUUCCAAAGGACCAGGGACAAAUACAUGAAGACACUCACAACGAUCGAUCUGCACAAGAUAAAGGUCAUUUGCAAGAGCCUGCCAAGCAUAGACAUGGAUCCCAGGAACCGGCUGAACGUAACUAUCCACACCUGCACAGCUUUGUAUACGAGUCCAAGCCUCGAACAAUGGAGCCAGAACACAGUGAUCAGGAACCCGUCAAGAGGCAACGAUGCGAAGAACAGCAGGACCGUACGUCAGAGAGAAGCUUCAGUCAGGGUCAAGAAGGCACUUCUGUACGGGAUAAGAGCCAUGAAUCAGACGUGAAUCGUUCACGAGCGGUCACUCCUCAUGAAGGCCACAACCACCCUCAAAGUACAUCAGACGUAUCAGAACAAAAGAGUUAUCCUCGCUCGCCCAACGGAGACAAGACGCACGCCAACGAAUCGAGCAGCCAGAACACGAUCGACGAGUCAAGCAGCCAGAACAAGGCCAAUGAGGCAAGUAGUGAGAACAUUGCCGACGAGCAGCACCACAACGAACAGCAGGAAUCUAGAUCUAUUCAUGAGGAGGGGCCGUCUGAAUCACUAUCGGAACGAUCUAGUGAGGAACCAUCUAUCAUAAAAGAAGAGGGCGAUGAAGCAUCAUCUUUGAGCGACGAGCCGCGCCAAGCUGCCGAGAAUACUAGUCAGACACACAGUUCAGCCUCAUUAUCGCCACAACCACAGACCACGGAUGAAGUGCAGGCUGUAUCAGACGAAGGCGGUGCUGGCGGAAAAGUAUUAAAAACGAAGCGAGUCCAUGUCAAGCGCGUUCCCAAGGUCUACCCACCACGAAAGCCAAGAUCACGCCCAGUGGCCGUGGAACCACUAACCAUGACGAUUCGGUCGGACUCAGCUCUCUCCACGCUCGCCAGUGCUGCAGUUGCGAUCAAAAACCACGAGGGACCACUUUCUGCAUUGUCAGUGCGAGCACUCUCUCCGUCAACACAGGACGCGGAAUCACCCAGCCCCGACCCGGGCCCUUCGCCACCACCAGUCGACGGUUCUGCGCCCAAGGCAGACCCGAAAUCUGUCCCUGGUCGAACAGGACGACCGCCGUCCAAACCUUCUGCGCCUUUCGACUCUGCAGGUUACCGAUGCGAUCUCUGCCCAGGGGAGCGGUUUGGUCGUGUGCACGAUCUCAAACGGCAUCAGACAUCUAAGCACAACGAGAGGACAUGGCCGUGCGAUUUUUGCCAUCGGCCGUUCGUGCGACGCGACGCGUUGCUGAGACAUUACUCCGUCAAGGCUGCACGACGAGACGGCGUCCACCCGACAGAGCAGGAGGAAAACCGCCUGCAGGAGGCCAAGGCACGAGCGAAGCUGCUCUCAUGA